AUGAAGUUUGCAAGUAUGAGAUUGCGGGUUCGAAUCUCUUGUGUUGCACUACAACAAAGAAACUCUGAAGUCUCCUUCAGCAAUCAUAUGGAGAUCAACAAUCUUAUCAACAGGUAUUUUAAGAUUCUGAUAGAACACCUAAAAUUUUUCUCACAAUUAGAGAAAAAGAACAAGAAAGUGUCAACAACGAAACACUCUCAAAUCGACAUGAAGACAACUUAUCAUCAUCAUUUUCUGUUUGUUUGGUGCUAUAUUUUGUUUUUUACCGGAAGAAGAAGGAGGAAAUUAAAUCCGAGACACUAG
Molecule: messenger RNA, 303 nt
Organism: Vicia faba (fava bean)
Lineage: Eukaryota; Viridiplantae; Streptophyta; Magnoliopsida; Fabales; Fabaceae
Source: the annotation of a GenBank genome assembly